AUGUUCCACCCCCAAGAUGAGACAGCAUGCUUACUCUUGGUGACAAGCUAUGUGCUUAGUCUGGAGGAGCGCGUUGCAUUCCUUGAGUCAAAGCUCCAUGAACGCGGCAUCUCGGUGGAUGCUGCGAACGAGGUUGAUAUCCCGCUACAGGAUUCUGCAUCAGCCAGAAGCCCAGAUCUAGAUGCGCUUCUGUCGGUCGACCAGAACAACCUACCGCCCAUAAAUGUUCACGGAGUUGGGACACGAGUGACAAGUGCAGGUGCAGCUACAGACGUGACUAAGUACCGCAUGUCGGCACCAGAUCCUACAGAGCAACCUAGCCUUUCCGAUUUGUUCUUAUCAGGUCUUGCCCACAGGCCAUGUGCCGCUGGUAAGGAAAUGGAGGGAAGCACAUCCGAAGAAUAUCUGCCACCGGACGUCUUAGGCGAGCUCGACAACUCCCGACUGGUGCUGCCUACGAGGCACGCAGCCCAGAGCCUCACCAAAGCAUACUUCCGGUUCGCGAAUCUAAGUCAGCCGCUACUCUAUGAACCGCAUUUUCGACAAUCGCUCAGCUACCUGUAUAGUAUGCCGCUUACCAUAGACUUCAACCGAACGCAUUGCGACAAGAAGGCAAAGUUGGCCAGCUUUUUGGUGCUUGAAGUAUUCGCAGUUGCGCUCCUUGUCCUCCAGAAGCAAGACCCUUCCAGAAUACCCACGUCACUAGCAGAUCGAUAUCACCGGACAGCCUCUGCCGCAUUGGCUAGUGCGAGCCUGCCAGCUACUAUCGAAGGUGUCCAAGCCCUGCUGUUGAUGAGCCAGUACUUCUAUCAUCAUCCCACCGAGUGGGCAGUCUGGAAAACUGUCGGCGCUGCUAUCAGACUAGCUGUCGAGCUUGGGCUCCAUCAAGAGCCCCCGGAUGGCCAACUGGAUUUCCUAACAACAGACAUCAGGCGUAGGACCUUUUGGGUGGCAUACGCCUUGGAUCGGAACAUUGCUUACGCCCUGUGCACGCCGACAUGCCUGGCAGAUGGCGCCAUCGAUACGCAAUUUCCGAGCGACAUCGAUGACGAAUAUAUCACUGCCGAUGGCCCGCUGGUACCGCCGCAUUCCCAAACCGGGCCAAAGUGUGUCAAUCUUCACGUUCUCCGCUUCCGGCGGAUUCAGUCGGAGAUGCAAACAGUCCUAUUUCAGAGAACACCGCCCGGCUACGUGCCAAUCGAUCUGAUCCAGUGGAGGCACCAGAUGCACCGGCAGAUUCAAGACUGGUACAACUCUGUGCCGCGUGAUAGCUUUUCACCUGAUCACCAACGCAAGGUCGUCGAGAACUUCGAUUUGACGUAUUUCCGAGCCCUGUUAUACCUCUACCAUCCGUCAAAGAACCUCCCAACCCAGGACGACACUUCUCUGGCUGCCGUAGCAGAUUCUGCAGCUCACAUGAUCAAGCUGUAUCGACGAUUCUUUGAUGAGCGGCGUCUGACGAUAUACUGGCAAGCUGUUGAUAGCCUCUCAGCGGCUGGUACUGCUCUUUUGCACAGUUACCGAGCAUCGCAGCAAGUACGGAAUCAGAUUGGCCUGGGUCACCUACAGAUGCUUAUUCAAACAUGUUCUUCUGUCCUUGGUGGGAUGGUUGAGCACUUUCCCAUGUUCCGGAAUAAGAGGGACUCGUUCGAUGCCACAGUCUCAAGGUUCUUGACGGACCUGACGACUGAAGUUGGCGAUCCCCCCUCACAGGCGAAACACGGGAUGGGCCCACUGAUUUUCAUUCGAUGCAUGUUCAGAGCUACAGUGGUAGCCAAAACCUCUCAGAUGAGUACCGAGACUCGCGCCCAAGCGCCCUAUCUUACCAGCAUGCACAAUUCAAUGCUGUCAACACGUCAUCCAAUGCUCAGGCAUUGA
Molecule: messenger RNA, 1878 nt
Organism: Cyphellophora europaea CBS 101466
Lineage: Eukaryota; Fungi; Ascomycota; Eurotiomycetes; Chaetothyriales; Cyphellophoraceae
Exons: 2
Coding region: 1-1878 (625 amino acids)
Biological process (GO): positive regulation of transcription by RNA polymerase II; DNA-templated transcription
Molecular function (GO): DNA-binding transcription factor activity, RNA polymerase II-specific; zinc ion binding; sequence-specific DNA binding
Source: RefSeq, a predicted model, not a curated record